Sitophilus oryzae (rice weevil) is the source of this 1249-nucleotide messenger RNA. It is a transcript of the gene holn1, whose product is annotated as CD2 antigen cytoplasmic tail-binding protein 2 homolog. The record is from RefSeq and is a predicted model, not a curated record. Gene Ontology annotation, cellular component: U5 snRNP. NCBI's taxonomy places the organism in Eukaryota, Metazoa, Arthropoda, Insecta, Coleoptera, Curculionidae. The transcript has 6 exons. Bases 226 to 1218 code for a protein of 330 amino acids. Gene Ontology annotation, molecular function: protein binding.
UUUAUUUUCAGAAGGUUUUAGUUUACAGCUUUCAUUAUCAUUAUUUAUAAUCAUUAAAGUCAAGUCAAAGUUAGAAGAAAAAUACAUAUUACAAACACAGAAAAUAUCCAGAUUUCCAGGUUCCAGAAUCUCCGUUAUCUCUAAAAAUAUCUACUGAAGAGCGAAACGAUAGCAAAAUAAACAGCAAUUUGAUUUUUAAAAGAAAAACGCUAAUUGAAACGAAAAAUGUCAAAACGUAAAUACGAAAGCCAAUUCUUUGAAACCAACGAGAAAAGAACUUACACACAAGGAAAUGAGAAGAAACACACUCUGGAUAGUGAUGAGGAGGAUUUUAUUGAUGAAACCAAUGUCUUAGAUGAGAAUGAUAUUGAAGGAGAAGAAGAAGGAACAACAAGACAAGAAGGGGAGCAAAGAAUGACAGCUUUUAACAUGAAAGAGGAACUGGAGGAGGGUCACUUUGACAGGGAUGGUCACUUUAUUUGGAAAAAUGAAAAAGAUGUGCGGGAUAAUUGGUUAGAUAAUAUUGAUUGGCAUAAAAUUAAACACAAUGCUGAAUUUGCUAAUAAAUAUGAUAUUGAAGAAGCUGGAUUAGGUGCAGAAAGUGACUCAGAUUACGAAACAGAUACACCCUUUGAUCAAAUAUUGGUUUACAAACAGAUAUUAGAAUUUAUGAAGCCAAAAGAAACAAUCAAUAAGGCAUUAAAAAGACUUGGUGGAGAUGACACAAAGUUAUCUAGUGUUGAAAGACUGAAAAGAAAAAAAGCUGGUACUCUAAAAACUUCAGAAGAUGUUACUAAACUUACUGAAUUAGCCAAUCAGAUUUUGACAAGAUUGGGGAACAUGGACAUUUAUCAAGAAACAUAUGAACAGAUAACAUCUAAAAUAAAAGUUAAAGAUGGUAAAUCAAAGGAUAUGGUACAAGAACCAGAAUUGGAUAUGUAUGCUGAUGAUUUUGAUGUUAAGGAAAAAGAAAAACUCAAAGAACCAUCAAUAAGCGAUAAUACUGAAACAUCUGAUAAUACCUCUGAAAAUAUAGAACUCCAGUGGGAAUUAAAAUGGUCCGCCGAAGAUUCCAAAAUUGAGGGACCUUACACUACAAACCAAAUGAUAAAGUGGCAAAGAGAAAAUUAUUUCAAGCCAGGUGCAGUUGUUCGGAAGCAUGGAGAGAAUUCCAACUUUUAUUCCUUAAGUAGAAUAGAUUUUGAAUUAUAUGAAUAAAAACAAAUAAAAGUUGUUAUUUUUUGGUUUA